This is a messenger RNA of Rhineura floridana, 4457 nucleotides long. It is a transcript of the gene MASTL, whose product is annotated as microtubule associated serine/threonine kinase like. Gene Ontology annotation, cellular component: nucleus. Gene Ontology annotation, molecular function: protein serine/threonine kinase activity; ATP binding. The record is from RefSeq and is a predicted model, not a curated record. NCBI's taxonomy places the organism in Eukaryota, Metazoa, Chordata, Lepidosauria, Squamata, Rhineuridae. The coding region runs from base 66 to 2819 and encodes 917 amino acids. Gene Ontology annotation, biological process: peptidyl-serine phosphorylation; intracellular signal transduction. The transcript is spliced from 12 exons.
UUCUCGCGGGGCGAAGCCGCUGCUGGGGUUACACAGGGCGGGGGGACGGGAGAGGGAGAAGGGCGAUGGGGAAGAUGGAAGCGGCGGCGCCCCAGGACAGCCUGGAUGGAGACCCAGUGGCGGAGGGUGAGGAGAGGGGCCCCACUCAGGUCAGGCGCGUCGCUGUGCCCCGGCCGCCCUCCAUCGAGGAGUUCGCCAUUGUCAAGCCCAUCAGCCGCGGCGCCUUCGGGAAGGUCUACCUGGGCCGUAAAGGAGAAAAGCUAUACGCCGUCAAGGUGGUAAAAAAAGCUGAUAUGAUCAAUAAAAAUAUGGUCCAUCAGGUGCAGGCAGAGAGAGAUGCCUUGGCUCUCAGUAAAAGUCCAUUCAUUGUCCACUUGUACUAUUCACUUCAGUCUGCCAACAAUAUCUAUUUGGUCAUGGAGUAUCUGAUUGGUGGAGAUGUUAAAUCUCUUCUUCACAUAUAUGGUUAUUUUGAUGAAGAAAUGGCAGUGAAGUAUAUCUCUGAAGGGGCGCUGGCUCUCGAUUACCUUCACAGGCAUGGGAUAAUCCAUAGAGACCUGAAGCCAGACAAUAUGCUGAUAUCUAAUGAGGGUCACAUUAAGUUGACAGACUUUGGGCUGUCCAGAGUUACUCUGAACAGAGAAUUAAAUAUGAUAGAUAUCCUCACUACACCAUCCAUGUCUAAACCCACGCAAGACUAUUCACGCACUCCUGGACAAGUGUUGUCUCUCAUCAGCUCCCUAGGUUUUCAUACUCCAGUUGGAGGGAUAGUGCAUGCACCUAGUCCAAGCCCUCUUUGUCCAAAGACAUCUCAUUUUUCGCAAGGAUUUGUUUCCCCCCUAUCUAUAAGCCACAAAGACUACAGUUCUACAUCAAACAAGCUACUGAGAGCAUGCCUUGAUUCUGUGGCAGUAACACCUGGAAUGCCUGUGAAGAGUCUGACCCCAACUCUGCUUCAGUCCAGGAAAAGGUAUGGGACCUCCAGUGCCAGUAGCCAUUCCCGCACCCAGUUGUCCAGCAUGGAAUCAGAAUGCUGCAGCAGCCCCAGGUGGGAAAAAGACAUGCAGGAAGCAGAAGACAUACUCUUCUCUGCUCCAGGCAAAGUGAAUGAACCACAGAAGACCAAGAAUACAGAUUUGCUGCUUGUUAAUGGUACUAAAGGCUUAAAGCGAAAGAUGCUGGAGUCUGCCAUCUCCCCUAUUAGCAGCAAUGAUUCUGGGAACAGGCAUGAAGGAAGAAUUGAACAUUUUGACCCCUGUGAUACUUCUAUAAGGAUCUGUGAUAUGAAAGACUUGGUCCGAAAAUGUCUUUCAGAAUAUAAAGAAUGGGAAGAAAAGCUCUGUACAGAGCAAUCUGCUCUGGCUAAGGAGGUAGCCAAAUCUUCUAGUUGCCCCCUGCCCACUUUGGUCUUGGACAAUCUUGUGAAAGAAAAGAAAGAGGAGGCAAUGUUAGAGGUGCCAGGUGUCAAAAGAUGCUUUGAAUUAGUUGACACCAGCCCUUCUCAAGAUCUGAUCCUUGUAAAAAAAAGCAAUGCAGUGUAUAAGCGUGGCUGUAAAAUCACUGAGAUUCCGGAAAAACAAAGCACAGGUUUAACAACUGAAAUCUGUUGCUUAAAACUUGAUGGAUGUCUGCAAGAGACCUGUACAAAUGAAGAUCAAGCAAAAGAUUCCAGUUGCACUGAACAAAACAGGGGUGACAAACCAGCCACUCCUUUAAUAGCAAAGAAUCUUAUGCACGAUCUAGAUGCAGACUGUGAAAAGGAUGGGAAAAAGGAGCACAUUAAUUCCAGUUUCUUAUGCAUUGACGAUGAAAAGCCUUUAGCAAGCAUGAGUGUGGACUCUGAUCUAUCCCUUCCAGAAGUGUCUGCUGCAGGGAGUCACUUAGAAAAGCACUUUUCUGAUUUAGACGGGAGUAUUAAAGAUGUCACCUUUGAGGAGCUAAAAACAGAGAAUACAUCAACAACUUCACCUUGUUGCCCAGAUGCCUUGCCAAGACAUGAGGAGGUUGCUGCUGUCCAGGAGAGCAAACCACUGUAUCACAAUCAGGACAAAAACUUGAAAGGUGUAGCUGAAAUGCACACUGAUAUUCACUCUUGUUCAUCUGCGGAGAUGGUGAAGGCACUGCAACUCUUAAAGAAAAAUGUGGUUGCUUUUCGGAGUUACAACAGUCAAAUCAGUAUGUCUAAUACAUCUGAACCAUCAAGAAUUAGCAUGAUGUCUGUAGAAGGAAUGGAUAUCUCUGCUUGUAGUGGCUCCUAUCCUAUGACUGUUACACCUGCACAAAAGGGAACUCCAUACAGAGUAUAUCAGACCCCCCAGGGAAACACUGGUACACCCUACAGGACCCCCAAGAGUGUCCGAAGAGGAGCUGCCCCAGUAGAGGGAGAGCGCAUUUUAGGAACCCCUGACUAUUUGGCCCCUGAGCUCCUCUUAGCACAGGCUCAUGGUCCUGCAGUAGACUGGUGGGCACUUGGAGUUUGCUUGUUUGAGUUUUUAACUGGAAUUCCACCAUUCAAUGAUGAAACACCACAACAAGUAUUCCAGAAUAUUCUGAAAAGGGAUAUUCCAUGGCCUGAAGGUGAAGAGAAAUUGUCAGAUAGUGCUCAGAAUGCAAUAAAUGUUCUUUUAACAAUUGAGAGCACCAAGCGAGCUGGAUUCAAGGAGUUGAAAUGUCACCCCCUUUUUCAUGGUGUGAACUGGGAUAAUUUGCAUAAUCAGACAAUGCCCUUCAUACCUCAGCCAAAUGAUGAAACUGAUACUUCCUAUUUUGAAGCUAGGAAUAAUGCUCAGCAUCUAACAGUGUCUGGAUUCAGUCUGUAGUACUGGAGAAAACAAUUUUCCAGAGGAUUGCACAUUCAUGACGCUUCCUAACACAGGUUUACUCUCAAUUUUGAAUAUAUUUUGUUUUAAAAACCUGAUGUGCUUUUAACUGUAUGUGUAUAUAUAUAUAUAUAUUCUUACAAGCUGUAUUGAAACUUUUCAUUCCAAACAGCUUCUCAUCUGUUUUUUUUUAUUCUAGUACCAGCACCUUAUGUAAAUCUUUAAGUAUUAUGAAUUUAAUGGUGGUAUGACACUAUCACACUGAACAAAAUAUCAUUUUCUGUUGCAUUACUGAUGGUGGGAAAAAGCUGCUUUGCUAUCUAGCAUACCUGGGAGGUUGAAUGUAUAGUCAUUAUUUAGAGGUCUGUAGUUGUUAUUUCAUGGAUUGAAUGUAAAACUGGUUUUCAGAUUAUACUUUCAAGCUGCACUGGCAAAAAAAAAAUCUUUAUUUUCAGUGUAGCCCAAAGAUGCUCCUAUCCUUGUGUGCAAAUCGUGAGGUACAAAAGAUUUCAGACACUUUAGGUCAUUUACAUGCUGCCUGUUCUGCUUAAGCUAUCAGUGUUCCAAAUUGUCUCUAAUGUAACUACUGAGGUCUGUUCUUCCACCCAGCUUACCUAAGAAAACUAUAACAAAACAAAAGCCCACCCACAAAACCGAAGUAGGUUUUAAGUGUCCCAUUCCAGUUUCUAGAUGAAACUUUUUUAGUUUUUAAAUACUGAAAACUGGAGGCUCCAUGUAUUACUGCCAACUGUUUAAGAUAGCCUAAUCAAACAAGUGUAUAGUAAAGUCUGUAUAACAUAUUUACAGUUCAGUAAAACUGAGAAUGUCAGAUGAGUUUUCAAUAAAUAAUGAAUUAACUAAUUAUGUAUUUUAAAUAUUGAAAAUAAAAAUAGACAUAGUUGGAGACAUAGCUUGUCAUUUUCUUUGAAUUAAGGUUCUCCAUCUCUGCCAUAUGUUGUUGGACUGCAAUUCCUAUAAUCCUUGGGAAUUGGUUGGGGCUGAUGAGAAUUGGAGUCCAAUAACAGCUGGAGGGCUACAGGUAGAGUUUUAACUGUCCUGAAGUGGUUUCUUAAUGGCAUGGAACAGCUUCGGCUCACAUAUCUUUAGGGGUGGAGAACUGUAUUUGCAUGGAGAGCCAGAUCAUUAUCUCUCCCAACCCCUCAUGAACCAAGUUUGACUGAUGAGUGGCUCUACCCACCUGUCAAUCACCUGAUGUCAACAAUGUAUCAGAUGACUUUUUUGCUUGCAAGGGUCCUCAGAAGCCAUUUCAAAGUGCUAUCUUAAUUUUUUUGGGGGGGUAGGUGCCCAGUGCUUUAGCCCGCAUUGAUGCCAUCAAGCAGCCUAGUACCUAGGAACUACUAUUUCUAGUCAACUAUUCUUUUAUAUGCAAUGUUCUAUAAGUCUUCAACUCAAAACACUCUCAUGUUCAAAAUGAAGCUACUAUUUGAUCUAGCAAUCAUUAUAUAGUGUGUUUACCAACAGAGUGCCAGUUGUCUAGCUGUAGGCAGAAAGAGUAAUUCAGCAAAUAACACUGCACCACUGCCUGUCCCUAGCUAAGAGUAAAUGCAAUUAAUAAAUGCCAAAAUUGUAUAAAUAGUAUGAAUGAAUAACAGCGAAGAAUAAAGAAUUACAAAAUCA